Molecule: messenger RNA, 2127 nt
Organism: Aspergillus ruber CBS 135680
Lineage: Eukaryota; Fungi; Ascomycota; Eurotiomycetes; Eurotiales; Aspergillaceae
Product: putative Zn(II)2Cys6 transcription factor
Exons: 4
Coding region: 1-2127 (708 amino acids)
Biological process (GO): positive regulation of transcription by RNA polymerase II; DNA-templated transcription
Molecular function (GO): zinc ion binding; DNA-binding transcription factor activity, RNA polymerase II-specific; sequence-specific DNA binding
Source: RefSeq, a predicted model, not a curated record
AUGGAUUCGCCUCGACGGGUCCGAAAUCGGGUCGCUUGUCGAAGGUGCCAGCGUAGAAAGAUUCGUUGUGAUGGCGAUUUGCCUUCUUGCGGAUCCUGCCGAAAGGUGGGAGUUGAUUGCGUGAAUGAUGGGAAGCAGGAGGUUCAUCGUCUUUACCUGGCAAAUUUGGAAAACAGGUUGAGAUGGGCAGAGUCUUUGCUCAGAGAAAAUUGCCCUGAUGUCGAUCUGACUUCGGGUCCCAGAGUGUCGGCUGAACAGCCACAGACAGCUGUUCCAAGCAGUCACGGUGUAAUUGAUUCUGGAUUUGCACAAAGCCCGCCUCCAGGUCAACAAUCGCGAACCGAGCCUGUCACUAUUCCUCACGGACAAUAUCAAGAACCCUCGACCCCGGCAAUUCCACGAACAGUCAACGAUGAACCGCAACAAGGACAUGAAAUCGGUCUAGUAUCCCUCUCAUCUGGCAGCGGCCCAUGCUAUAUUGGACCCUCUAGCGGGUAUUUCUUUGCAAAGCGCAUAUUCUCUAGGGCAGAUCGUCGAAGGAAUCAACAAGAGCCGGUAGCGAGCGUGCCAGGGUCCUCGAAUUUACCAACAGAGCUAUUGAAUACACCAGCGACAUUGCCUCCUCGAAAAGAAAAUGCCAUUGAGCUUUCUACGAGAUAUUUCCAAACUAUUCACCUGGUGUAUCCCUUUCUACACGAACCUUCUCAUAUGGAUGCCGUUGAACGUGUUUAUUCGUCGCAAGAAAACAGACCAUCAGACCUCUUCCAGGUAUUCAUGGUCUUAGCUAUCGCUGCUUUGGAUCUGUCUCGCCAGUACAAAGUUCAUCUUCCCGUGGAAGGUUAUUACUCUGCAGCGAUGGAGUAUGUUGAGCAUACUUGUGGUGAUGGCUCUGUGACCGGCCUACAAUGCCUUCUUCUUCUGAUGGUAUAUGCGUUGCACAAUCCAUCUUGCAGUCUCAAUAUAUGGAAUCUGAAUUAUCAAUGCCUCGCAAGUGUGAUUGAUCUUGGCCUACAACGUGAUAUUCGCGCAUCGCCAGAGUUCUCGAUUUCCGUUCUAGAACAGGAGAUGAGGACCCGUGUUUUUUGGGUUGCCUAUACAUUCGACCGCGUCAUAUGCACGAUGAUGGGCCGACCAAUUGGGGUGCGCGAUGAGGCAUGCGAAUUGCGAUUUCCAUUGGACAUUGCAGAUCACGACUUGAUCGUCCCAAAUGACGCUCAGUCGCAGCAUACACAAUCCUCACCACUUGCCUACUCGAUCCAUCUCUUCAAGCUUGCCCGAAUGAAUUCGGAAAUUAAGUACAUUAUGCAUAGCAUCUCUCGUGAUACGCCCGCAUAUGCAUAUCCACCGAUUAGAGAUAUUUCUUCGUGGCAACGGGAUAUGAUCCAUUCACUGCAAGAUUGGCUCUCUCAGAUACCACAGCGAUCGGGCAGCGAUUGUGUCAGAAUGGCCCAACUUUGUAAGAUCAGAUAUCAUGAGAUCAUGAUCUUAUUGUUGAGGCCGAGUCCAGCUAUCCCAGUUCCAUCAGAAGACCUAUUCGAUCUAUGUUUCCACCAUGCUGUCGAUCUGCUGCGUGGCUUUGGAGAGCUUUACCGUUCCGGAAGUCUUCUCUACAGCCGGUUGGUCGUACAUUCUAUCCUCCUAAGUACAUUCGUCAUGCUUUAUUGCAUUUGGAAAGUGCCGUCGACAGCAGCUAAAUGCCGUGUGGAUGAGCUUGCAGCCGACUUUAAUACGUCGCAAAACAUUUUGAGCAGUAUCGGAGAAUACUGGACAGAAGCAAACCGAGCACGCGACUGCGUUGACGAGUUUUACAAUGUCACCCUUCAAAGACUCAUGGGCAAUGACCAAGCAACCGUUUCGAGAUCUUCGCCGACAACUAACAGAAUUCGGCCUCACCUCAGUAAAACUCAUGCUGCUUCAUCCUCGAGUGAAAUCCAUUGUGAUAUUGGUCGAACGAACGCCGAUUAUGGUCAGGUUAAUUCGAAUAUUCACCUACAGCACGAUCACACCGAAAACAUGGCCGUUGCUCACGAUCAUAUUAACUUAUUCGACGAUUUUCUACAAGGCGGUUUUCAAGGUUGGAGUGGCAUGCCGGAUAUCGAUGGCCUUAUGUGGGAGUUUUUUCAUUGA